This is a messenger RNA of Brienomyrus brachyistius, 4033 nucleotides long. Its product is annotated as centrosomal protein of 128 kDa-like. The coding region runs from base 198 to 3299 and encodes 1033 amino acids. The transcript has 24 exons. The record is from RefSeq and is a predicted model, not a curated record. NCBI's taxonomy places the organism in Eukaryota, Metazoa, Chordata, Actinopteri, Osteoglossiformes, Mormyridae.
GGCGACUUGGGUCCUUGUCGUUUUCCCGAUUUAGGGCGGCCAGUUCAAGUUGCCAUAGCAGGGAAAAGGAAGUGCCAUCAUAGAUACAAUACAAAGCAGCAGUAUUACUGCUGGUUAUCUUGCGAUUUAUAUGUUUUUUGACGAUGCGAUUGAGAUAAAGUCCAGUUGGGCGUGCCGAUGCCAGGGGCGCCCGGACCAUGGCCGAGUCCUCCAGCGAAUCGGACACGUAUCUUGGCUCUCGGGGGGGCCCGUCGAGGGGGCGGAACGGGCGUCACAAGCACAGGAGUACGAGGCCCAGGGGGGACGGCGACAUUUCGAGGAAGAUUGACACCUUGGCCGACACUUUAGAGGACACCAGUAGGAAUCUCCACAAUGUGGACCGGAUGCUGGGUCAGUACAGGCAGCACACAGACGACCAAGCCAAAGCCAUGGCGGCACUGAGGGGGGACCUCGAGGACUCCGUCCAGCAACUACGGAGCCAGCGGUCGUGGGGGGCGGCCUCCACCCACAGCCCCUCCCCAUCCACAAUGCACACCAGCGACUUGGAGGCAGGCUACAGCUCAGAAGGUCAUCGCUACCUCCCGACCUCCCCAUUGAGGCACCAUGGUGGUCCGGAGUCCGCGACGAGGAGACGGUCCCGAUCGACCUCCGUGCGAUUCAGGGACCCCGGGCAUCAGGAUAUCCACAGCCUGCACCAGUCUCUCAGGGACUUGCGGAGCGACCAGAUGCAGCUCGGGGAGGAUGUGGACAGGGAGAUCUUGCGGCGGAACAGGUCUGAUCUGGAGACCAGGAAGACCCUAGAAGCUCUGUCUGACCAUCUGCGUACCUCUCAGAGGGACGAAUCGGUGUCCUCGCGGGUGGAGCGGCGUCUACUGGAGAUGGAGAGGGAGAUGCGCUCGAGCCGGCAGGCACUGGAGGGGCGUCCGGAGCCCCGGGGGAAGGUGUCACCUGAGCUGCAGGAGGUGCCGAUGAAGAGAGAGAAGGAGGAGGAGGCUAUGAAGAAUCGACUGCUGAAAUCGGAACGCGAGCGAAGCAAGAUGGAGCUGGAGCUGGAGAGGGCCAGAAGGCAGCUGGACAAGUCAGAAGGCAGCCGGGAUGCUCUGCUCCUUCAGGUGGAGGAGCUGCGUCUCCAGCUAGCACGGACCGAGAAGCAGAGCGUGGAGGUGCAGCUGCAGGCAUCGCGGCUCCUCUCUGAGCAGCGGAGCACAGCUGAUGGCGGAGAUCUUUCCCGGGGCUUGUUGGAGCAUGAGGUGCAGGAGCUCCGUAGGCAGCUGGCUGGUGGUGGACCCCUGAGAGAAGUAGAGGAGCUAAGGAGGACUGUGGAGCGCAAGGAGAGGGAGCGGGCCCAGCUGUCUAUGCGAGUGGAGACACUCUCCUCUGAUUUGGAACGGCGGGAACAGCAGCAGCUGCAGAUGCUGGCCCAGCUGAAGGAGCUGGAGGUGCGCUCGGAGGCGGAGCAGGCCCGUGUGGGCCGGAGCCUGGCUGAGGCUGAGGCAGAGCUGGCCCAGGGAGAACGGAGAAGGGAGGAGCUGAGGACCCGGGCCCAGGAAGCCGUACGGCAGUGGAAAGGUCGAUGUAAGACUUUGGAGCGGGACCUGGAGGAGCGGCGCCGAGAGGCCCAGCGGAGCACUGACGAAGCCCAGCAGGCGGCUAAGGAGAAGGAGGCUGCUCAGGCACAGCUACGAGCCCUAGGCCAGCAGGCAGAGGGGCUCCGCAAGGAACUGGCGGAGGCCCUGGCCAGGCUGUCCCAGCGUGAGGAGGAGCUACGUCGGCGUGAAGAGGAGCUGCUGGAGAGCCGGACCCGCCUCCAGAGUGUGGAGCGAGAGGCACGGGAGGCCCGUGAAGCAGCUCGGACCCUGGAAGCACAGGUUGAGCUACAGGGCCCUCUGCGGGAGCGGCUCCGUGAGGAAAAGCGGGUGCUGGAGGCGCAGGCGGGGGCGGAGCGGGCGGCCUUGCUGGAGCUGCAGGGAUCUGUGAGGGAGCUGAGCGCGGCGCGGGCAGCACUGGCUGAGCGGCUGGCUGUGGAGGAGCGGGAGGAGGCGGGGCUCCGUCAGCGGCUGGACGAGGCACAGAAGGAGGCUGCGUCGCUGGGCCAACAGCUGCGGCGGGAGAAGGAGCUGCGUGAGCAAGAGUCUGCCAGCCUACGGGCAGAGCUGCGGGACAGUGAGGCGAGGCAGGAGCGGGCCGUGCUGGAAGGACAGGCGCUGUUGGUGCAGCUGGAGCAGCUAAAGGCAGACGCGGGGGCGGAUAGGGAGCUAGUGCGGGCCCACCGGAGGCAGGUGGAACGCAUGAAAGCGGAGUGCGACAAGCUGUCGGAGGAGCAGGCCCGGGCCGAGGAGGGACGCGAGCAGCUGCGCAGGAAAUACCAGCUUCUGAAGCAGGACCUGGAGAAGAAGGCGAAGCUGGUGGUUAGGAGCGAUGAUUACCUCCGCGGCAUGGACGGCACAAUCACCGAGCUCCGCGAGCAGGUAUCCCGCCUGGAGGCGGAGCGGGAGUCUGUCCUGGGCGCCGUGGGGGCAGAGAUCGACUCCGCCUGCCUGGCGCUCUCCAGGGAAUCGGAGAAGCUGAAGGCAAUCUCCCUGAACCCUGGCCUUCAAAAGGACCCCCACCGCUGGCUGGCUGAGACCAAGACCAAGCUGCAGUGGCUCCGUGAGGAGGUGAAGGAGCGCGAGGGCCGGGAGAGAAAACUGCGACGCCAUCUCCAGCAGGGACGGGAGCAAUUGAAGGGCCUGAAGCAGAGCAGAGGGGCGGAGCAGCACGUCCUCCUGGAGCGUGUCGCUCAGCAGGAGCGCCUCCUGCAGGGCGUUCAGGGAGAGAAGAGAGAGCUGCUGCAGGAGAUGCGCAGGAAGGACGAGGAGAUGAGGAGCCUACAGGAUCGAAUACUGGAUCUGGAAAUGAGUACAAAAUUAGCCCUGGAUCAUCUGGAAUCGGUGCCCGAGAAGCUGAGUUUACUUGAAAACAUCAAGGACCUUGAGGAGUCCCAGCGCCAGCGGGAGGUGGUGGAGCAGCGUUAUGCCAAGUACAAGGAAAUCGUGUGUGACCUGCAGCGCCAACUAGAGGAGUCCAAAAGGAGGAUCCAGGAAUACAGGGAUGAGAAGUUAGACGCCAUGUCCCGCAGCGUCCGAUUGGCCGCCUUCUCGUCGUCCGUCGGCCAGAGCAGCUUCCUGUCCAGCACCCUCCUCACUGACAGCACUUCACCGCCAAGGCGGCCUCCCUCCCCGGGGCUUGGCGGCCUGCCUGAAGACGGACAGCCCCAUGUGCGUGGUGCCAAGGCUCUGCUAGACAUCGGGCACACGUAAACCCCGUCUCGCUUCAUCGCUAACUCGCGACUCUCUUCCCGGACCGCGGAAACGGACCCCCAGGCGCUUCCUACCUCAGCAUGCAGCCAGUCUGGAUGGAGUGAAUGGGGCCAAAGCCGGCCAAUGCAGGGCUUACAGACCCGAAAGACAAUGAGGGGGCCUUAAACGUCCCGAUGGCUGACUUGCCGCAUGAUGCAUCCUUCGAAGUGCCGUUUACUGUAUUUUAGGGAGCGCCGUGUAUCGGCAUGUCAGGCCAGUCAAGCCACAUUGCUGGGGCAUGAAGAGUAGAGUAGGAAGAGGAGGAGGAGGAUGGGGGCAGCAGAAUCCUCUGGACGGACGUGGUCCCCAGAUGUUCCUGCUGUCCACACAGGCUGGAUCAGCACUUCUGCUCCCCACUCUGCUGUUACUUGCCUUUUUUAUUAACCCAGACACUGCAGUGUGAUCUGUUAACAUUUGUAUUAAAUAUUGACAAUUGUUUUUUUUUUUUUUUUUAAACAAAGGUGCUUCAGUCAAUAUUCAGUGGUGGAUACUGACAUACUGUGUUGUUUACUGGGCUCUUUUUUAUAUAUAUAAUGCUUAAAAAAAAGUGUUUUAUAAAUGGGGGAACUUGGAAAAUCCUGGUGCCUUUUUCUGAGUCAGUUGUGUACCCCUCCUCUAUUACCCUGUUGUAUGGUGCCUGUGUGCUGCAGCUCUCUAUGCAGAGGACUGAAAAACAAGGACCUCACAUGUUUUUA